AUGGCAAGCACUAUCCACGAAGAAACGCCCUUGCUGGCCGAUGAUCGCAUCGACAGCGAUGUUGAUGCUGGCCUUGCGAGGCCGGGCGCGGACACAGACAAUGAUGAAAAUGCCGUCGCAGGUUCUGUUACAGCAGCCCACCGCCGUCGAGUGAUGAUUGUGGUCUUCGCACAGGUCAUUAUGAUCGACUUCGCCGCCUUCUUCCUGGACGUGCCCCAGACAAGCAUCCUCGAACGCAUUAUCUGCGACCGGUACUACAACACUGACGGCGCGAAGAGCGGCGCUGACAAUGGCACAAUUAGUGUACUGCCGGACUGCACAGCCGGACCCGUCCAGACGGAGCUUGCGACCAUCACCCAGAUGCUCAACACAUUCAACCGUCUGCCAAGUCUCUUUGUGGCCAUCCCUCUGGGCAUGGCAGCCGAUCGCUAUGGUCGACGUCCCAUCAUUAUCCUCGUCCUUGUCGGUGCGCUGCUUCAGGACGCCAUGGCCAAGGUCGUGCUGUGGCGUCCAGACCUGUUUGCACCGCGUCUCAUAUGGCUGUCAUCCUUGGCCGGCUUUGUUGGUGGCAGCGAUGCCGUGGCGUCCUCCGUGGUCUAUCUCGUGGUGGCAGAUGUGGUCUCGCCACAGGAGCGUGCGCAGGUGUUCUUUGCCUUGACGGCCUGCCAGAAGAUUGGGGAGAUUGCCGGCACGCCGCUGAGCUCACUGUUGAUGUACACGUUCAGCCCCUGGACGCCAUAUCUCCUGUCCACAGCACUUACACUGCUCGCACUUGCAGUUUUGCUGCUCUACCUCCCAGAAACACUGCAGAAGACCAAAACUGUACAGUCAGUGGCGGCCUCGGAUGCAGACGAGGAAGCGGAGGAAGCAACCAACGACGCGUCGUCAGCGCGUACGAAAUCGGUAACCCGUGCGAUUGUGCCUAAGUUCCGGCCUCUGUUGAAGACCAAUAUUGUUGCCGUCAUAUUGGCCUUCUUUGUGUCGGCACUCGGGCGACAGGCAACCAGCUUCUUGCUGCAAUAUAUUCAUCAGCGAUUCAACUGGACAUACGAAAAGGCAAGCAUCCUGGUCACGCUUCGCGCAGCAGUGGACCUCGCCUUGCUCUCCGUUGGCCUUCCGCUUUUCAAUCGGAUUCUCGUCCAGCGUUAUACGCAGAACGCAUAUGCCAAGGACCUUUUGAUCAGCCGUCUGUCUGUUGCCUUCUUUUCCAUUGGCUCGCUGGGCAUUGCGCUCGCACCGGUCGUGCCUCUGGUGGCCCUCGGUAUUAUUGUAUUUGCGCUUGGCUCAGGCUUUCCUCCCGCAGCACGGAGUCUGGCCACGUCCUUUGUUCGACAAGACGAGGCUGGUCUGCUGUAUACGGCGUUGGCCCUGGCACAAACAAUCGGUGGGCUUACGGCCGGGCCGCUUCUUGCGUUCUCAUUCGAAUGGAGCAUCAACCAUCUCGGUCACGACUGGACGGGCAUCCCCUUUGUCCUUGUUGCCGGUUUGUUUGCAUUUGGAUUCAUGGCUCUUACGUUUGUACAAAUAUAA
Messenger RNA from Sporothrix brasiliensis 5110, 1530 nucleotides. RefSeq lists its product as uncharacterized. The transcript is spliced from 2 exons. Bases 1 to 1530 code for a protein of 509 amino acids. Gene Ontology annotation, biological process: transmembrane transport. Gene Ontology annotation, molecular function: transmembrane transporter activity. NCBI's taxonomy places the organism in Eukaryota, Fungi, Ascomycota, Sordariomycetes, Ophiostomatales, Ophiostomataceae. The record is from RefSeq and is a predicted model, not a curated record. Gene Ontology annotation, cellular component: membrane.